AUAUUUAACAAUGCACUUUCAUGAAUCAUUGCAAGUUACCUGGUGCUGUGUUAACUACCUGUCUUAUCGAAGCGAAAAUGUGGAAAUGUUGCUUUGCAUGCCUCAAACAGAAAGGCGACCGUUCAUCGAGGGACACUAUGGAAAUGGAAAUGAAACACGAUACAAAUAAUGGCGAAACAAAAACAGGCAAUGAGAACUGGAACUCAUUACGGCAAAAAAUGUCUUACUACCCUUACCAGAAAAUGAAUGAAUUCACUGCCAGACCAACCGGUGAACAGGCACCAGUAGAAACUGAUGAAGGAAAUUCAACCGAAAGAACCGAGAACAAUCUACCCGUUAUUCGCAAUGAAUGUAAUCGGAGGUCAAUAUCGGAUACUCCCAAUAUUUUACAUACGGGUUUAUCUAACCUAAGAGAAGGAGGUUUUUGAAAAUGGAAUGAAAGAAUAUGUGAAAUUAUAUUAAAUAGCGUACAUAAUAAAAUUAGUUUGUAGGAAAUUAUUGGAAAAUGUGAUCAAUUAAAAAAUCAAUAAAACUUCUUCAGUGACAAUAA
Leptinotarsa decemlineata (Colorado potato beetle) is the source of this 550-nucleotide messenger RNA. RefSeq lists its product as uncharacterized. Lineage: Eukaryota; Metazoa; Arthropoda; Insecta; Coleoptera; Chrysomelidae. The record is from RefSeq and is a predicted model, not a curated record.